GCAUUUUCAACUCAGGUAAGCAGCAAGCAGCUCCUUCUCCAGUGGAUGUUGAGAAUAGUCCAUCUAGCAUCUUUUAACUGAUUUCUAAAUUACACCUUGGAGGUGGCUUUUUUUAAUGCAGUAGUGUCAUUAGCUGGCUGAAGACUAAACAUGAGAAUAGCAGGUGCUGCAAAGUUGGUAGUAGUCGUAGCAAUAUUUUUAUUGACGUUUUAUGUCAUAUCUCAAGUUUUUGAAAUAAAAAUGGAUGCAAACUUAGGACAUAUAUUUGCUAGAUCAGCAUUGGAUGCAGCUGCACGCUCUACAAAGCCUCCAAGAUACAAAUGUGGGAUUUCUAAAGCUUGUCCUGAAAAGCACUUUGCAUUCAAAAUGGCAAGUGGAGCAGCAAAUGUGGUUGGGCCUAAAAUUUGUGUAGAAGAUAAUGUUUUAAUGAGUGGGGUUAAAAACAAUGUUGGCAGAGGAAUAAAUGUGGCCUUGGUCAAUGGUAAAACAGGAGAACCAAUAGACACCAAAUUCUUUGACAUGUGGGGAGGAGAUGUGGCACCAUUUAUUGAGUUCUUGAAGUCCAUUCAGGAUGGAACCAUAGUGUUAAUGGGAACAUAUGAUGAUGGUGCAACCAAGCUUAAUGAGGAAGCACGGAAGCUGAUUGCUGAAUUGGGAAGCACAUCCAUUACUAACCUUGGCUUUAGAGACAACUGGGUCUUCUGUGGUGGAAAAGGAAUUAAGACUAAAAGUCCAUUUGAACAGCAUAUAAAGAACAACAAGGACACAAACAAAUACGAAGGCUGGCCAGAAGUUGUUGAGAUGGAAGGCUGCAUCCCUCAGAAGCAAGACUAAAACAAAACAAAAGGAAAGAAUGUGGAAGAAAAUGCACUUUCUGCUAUUAAUAAGAGAGGGCUAUGAAGGAAACUGUACUGUAAAUAGUAUUUUUAAGGCAUGCAACCAUCCUGUCGGUGUGUGCAUGAGCACUGACAUUUUGAAUAUUAGGAUUAUUUAUUGCUAAUACACAUAGCAAUCCUUUUUGUAAAUAUGUCCAAAAAAAAAAAAAAAAAGAAACAUCAAAUCAUUUCUAAGCAGGUUUCCUAAAGCACAGCAUUUAGUUUGCCUAAAGUAAAUAAUAUCUCUUAGAUCAACUGGCUAAUAAAUUCCAUAUACCAAUGAUAAACAAAUAGAUUCUUAAAGAUGUUGUACUGUUCUCUAACAGCGUAAUGUUGCUGUGAGUAUGUAACCUUUGUGGAAUAUGUAGAUUUUAGUGAUAAGUUAAAAAAGAGCUUUAAUUUUUUUUUAUCCUCUGCCUCUUUAAAUGGCAGAAUCACUUUUUAUUAAAGCUAUUUGGUUAUUCUAAUACCAGGUGCUCCAGAAAUUUAUUUUGCAGUCCCCCACCAAAACCUAGUAAUCAAUAAAGCAAGAAUACAUGAUACAGAAAUACAGGUCUGCCAUGAGAAGCACAAUAUAAAUUAUUUUUCUUAGGAAAAGAACAAAAGUAAAUAUAUAAAUAGUGUACAUGAUAUUUAAGAACAGAUUGAAAGGAUUUGUGUUUAAGUUGGAAAUAGUGUUUAUUUCAUAGAAGAUACCUGGCGUGUUAAGCAACAGUACUAUGGCUAUCUUGUACAGUUUUUGUACUGCUGCCUAACCCUCAAUUCUAUCUACUGCUGGUCAGCAAUGCUGGCUAGUCGAAUAAUAAACAUGCAUAAUGGAAUGCCUUCCUGUUUUAAUUCUAGCACCAGGAAUAAAUUUCCCAUUGCAAAGAGCAUAUUGGAAAGCAGGCUGUCUUCUAGUAACAGUUGAUUAAGGUUAUUUAAUUAACAGCUUCACCACUUGUGUUACAUCUGAUAUGAACUGAGUUUGUAUUUACAGUGAGAUGUUGGAGAAAGCAUUAUAUCUUAGGUUAUGUAUUGUAUGACAUUCAAACUUGACUGAUGUUAUCUUCAGCAUUUUCUUUAAUGGAAAAAAAUGGACCAAGUUGAAGUGGCCUUAGCUCUGGUACAAGCUAAAGAAUACCAGAAAAUUGAAUCCUUUCUACAGAAACUGCUGUUUGUUUUAGUAGGGCCAGCUUGAAUUUUUGCUGAAACUAAAUUAGCAUGAUGUAAUUGACAGUGUUGUUAUUCACUGAGAAAGAACUGACACAGAAUUUGGUGUAAUCUGUUGGGUCAUUGUUUAUGUGGUGAGUUUUGGUAAAAUUUCCAAAAGUGUUUACCAAGUACCGGAGAAUGAAAGAAAAAAGGAUUUUUCAGGAAUCAAUGUGAAUUGAAAACAGUGCCACUCCAAAAUACUAUUAUCAUCAAUGUCUUCUGUGACAAAUUUGCACUAAAAAUUUCAAGCAAUAUUGGGAAUAAUUAUUUUGUCACAUAAUUCAAAAAAAUAACCUGUGACAUCAGAGUGAGAUUGGAUUUUGAGUUGUUUUCUAUGAUUAACUAGCUUGUUAAAUAAUGGUUUUCCCUCAACUUUAAUGUAGAACAGCAAUAAAUGCACCUUAUACAGUGAAA
Molecule: messenger RNA, 2483 nt
Organism: Rhea pennata
Lineage: Eukaryota; Metazoa; Chordata; Aves; Rheiformes; Rheidae
Gene: FAM3C
Product: FAM3 metabolism regulating signaling molecule C
Exons: 11
Coding region: 151-834 (227 amino acids)
Source: RefSeq, a predicted model, not a curated record